CAGGCGCAGACAUCAACAAGAGACGCCUUACGUUCGUAGUGCCGUUUUAAAUCCCAACACUGGACAGAAUACUACUUUGUUUCCCACAACUUUACGCAACUUUGCAAGAUGUUUGGCUUUCACAAGCCGAAAAUGUACAGGAGUUUGGACGGCUGCUGCAUCUGCCGCGCAAAGUCGUCCAGCUCUCGCUUCACCGACAGCAAGCGCUACGAGAAAGACUUCAGGAGCUGUUUUGGAUUGAGCGAAACGCGAUCCGGAGAGAUCUGCAACGCUUGUGUGCUCCUGGUGAAGCGAUGGAAAAAGCUACCUGUGGGAACCAAGAAGAACUGGAAUCAUGUGGUUGAUGCUCGAGGCGGUCCCAGUCUAAAGUUGACCUCUCGGCCCAAGAAGAUCAAGUCCGUCGCCAAGAAAGCCCGUCCGAGCCAGAUCAACAGGCUGCAGAAAGAGCUCAAAAGAAACAAUUCCGACGCCCACAGCACCACGUCCAGCGCGUCCCCGGCUCAGUCUCCCAGCUACAGCAACUUGUCCGACGACGGCUCGGACACGGAGCUCAGCCAAGGGUCGGGCCGCUCGCCUGUCUUCUCCUUCCUGGAUCUCACCUACUGGAAGAGACAAAAGGUGUGCUGCGGAAUCAUCUACAAGGGUCGCUUUGGGGAGGUGCUCAUCGACCCCCACCUGUUCAAACCAUGCUGUCGCAAGAAGCAGCAGCAGCAGCAGCAGCAGCAGCUCGACGAGGAGGACGAUGAAGAAGAAGAAGAGGCCGACGAUGAAGAUGUGGAGGAGGAAGAGUUGGAAGUUGAGGGCAGUCGGGCGGAAGGUGUGCCCGUCAGUCGGGUGACGUCACCGCCCGAGGAAGAGCAGGCAAAGGAGACGACAACGGCGGCGGCGCAGCUUUGCGUCACCGUGGCGACAACGUCAGAAGGAGCCUGGUAAAGUCGCAAAGGUCUCCUGCGCACAUCUCCUUCGUCCUCCUCCGAGCACUUGCAAGGCGCCUCACGCCGCCUUCAGUGAGUUUAAAGCAGCUGAAAAUAUUUCUGGUCUUCUCCGUCACAAUGCUGGAGAUUUGUUUGUUGUGUUAGAGCAGUGUUUCCCAACCUUCACUGAGCCAAGGCAUAUAUUUUGCAUGAGGGAAAAAAAACACAAAAAGGUGGAUGAAUAGGUACAUUUUGUACCUUCUGCCGUCUAGUGGAAGAGCAUUUCAUUGUUGUGCCUGUCACUAUAUGUUGCUGGCAUAGAGAGAUGAACUAAGAUCAAUUAUUUGAAGUAAAUGAAGAAGAAUGUUCGGACUGUUGAAGUGAAAUUGGAUCAUUUCUUGCGACCAAACUCGAUGAUUGCAAACGGGUGAAACAUUUCUGGUGAAUUUCCAUUGGGUGUUAAGAUGGGAAAUUUUUGAAAUAUUCCAAGUUGUAAACUUUCCAUCGGAAAUGCAGCGAUACCUUGAGAUACGAAUUUUAUUCAUUCCGUGACAACGCUUCACUCAAAAUCUCAAAUCGUCUCUCUCCAUUGAAAUGAAUCCAAAUGCCAUUAAUCCAUUCCAGCCUCCCCCUGAAAACAACAAACGGACAUUUUUAUAUUUUUAAUCAGGAAAAUAGAAUCUUAUAUUAUGUACUUUACAAAAUCGUACAAAUAUAAUUAAAGAGAAGUAAAGAAUUGAACAGUUUGUGUGUCAUGAAGCAUUCAUUGCAGCACUUUUUGGUGAGUGUAACUUGACCACCAGGGGGCAGUAUAAUACCUGUAAAUUCCCUUGAAAUUUUGCAGCCCUACUGCCACGGCAAACUGGUUGGGAAUCACUGCAUUAGACAGUCAACGUAUGGACUCUCGUCUUUCAUCUUUUACCGUUUAAUACUCUCACCUUCCUGGCAAAUGGGCCAGCAUCUCAUGAUUUAGUUUUUUUUUUUUUUUUGGUCUUUACAUACAUGCCGGACUUUCACUUUUGAUUCCACGAUGCAAGACAGCCGCUCCGCGUUUUCGUCCGCAAGACGUCGGGGCUACUUUUAGGUUUCGUCAACCAGCAUUUAGGAUGUCAACCUCAAGAGGAUGCGCGACUGCCGUGCGAGAUGGUAAACACAGAAAAACAUUUAACAUGACAGUUAACAUUUUUUUGUGUGUGUUAACAUUCUAUAUCCUAUAAUCCAGGAUCACUUGACAGUUCAGAGAAUUUUUUUUUUUUUUCACCCCACUCCUCAAUCUUAUUCAGUAACGGCUAUGGAAAGCUGUUUGAGCAUUUAUUCUUUAUCCUUGAUAUCCAGUUUAAGGUCAAUGUGCUUGUACGCGCUUUGUCCUCACUGGUAGGACAAUUCAGCGCACUAGUAGAAUGACUGGGUCUUAAUAGCAGUGUUUUUUCCCCCCCACUACUGUAUGACAUUUCUGCACACUAGUAGUACGGCUACAAUAUGUCACUGUCAAUUUGUGCAGUUUUGACUCACUAAUAUCGUGUAGUUUUCCUAGUAGUGUGCAGAAAUGGGGAGGCAAAACAACACUAGUGAGACACCGUCGUUCUACCAGUGCCCUCAAUUGUCUUACUAGUGCAGACAAUGAGCGUGCUGUAGUAGAUGGACCUUCAACUGGACAUCGAAGAUACGCAAUAAAGGCUCCGAGAGCCCGGCCAUAACCGGCGGCCUCGGCCUACUGACGGAUGAACUUCGGUGGCAUCCACGCCCGUCGAGGUGUUUGCGUUUGUGGACCGGAUUAGUAGUAACGCGCGCGCAAACGCCGGCCCGGCUGGGCCGGCACUUUGAUAGCAGGCCGAUUCACAGCUUCAACAGCAAAUGCACCAGCCUUACUCACACUUCUUCAUUCUGGAUCGGUUUCGAGGAGCACGACCGAGCGAGAGAGAGCGAUGAUUUAUUGUGGCCUCAGUAACACGUUGUGCAUUUUUGUGCCCGCUCGUCCAAAAUACUCCACCCCCCCCCCCCGUGAUCCGAUGCGUGAGUCGACUCAAUUGCAUGGCCUUAUAUAAACUGUAAAUCUUACUUUUUCUUUUGAUUCUUUUUAUUCUGGAUCAAAUUAUCUUAUCUUAUUUUUGUAUGUAAACAAAGACAAACCCAAGAAAAGUGGGGGAACAAAAAUAGUAACAAUAACAUAAAACAUGACAGCGAAAACUUUGUCAUUCAGCAAUAGCAAUAUCAGUCAUUCCUGACCAGUAUAUCAUAUGAAAGUAACUUUAUACAAGCUUAUGGAAAGCCGUUCAAACUUUUAUCCGAGAUCUAAUUUAAGCUCAAUGUACAACUACAUGCUUUGUCCUCACUAGUAAGACAACUCAGGGCACUGGUAGAAUGACGACUGUCUUACGAGUAAUGUUUUUUUUUUUUGUGUAACAUUUUUGUCCACUUGUAGGCCAACUAUGGCGCCCUAACAGGACAGCAGCAUGUUACCAGUGAGGCAAAACUGUGCGCUGGUUGUUGACAUCAGCGCACUACUAACACUGUACUACUAAGCGACCCGCUAGUUGUGCGCUGGUUGUUGUAGUUGUCCUACUAGUGAGGACAAAGAGCGUUCUACUACACUGACUUCCAGUUUAAGAUCAUACUAAUGGACCAAAAGUGGCACUAGUAGUGGAAAAUAUGUUACUGUUCCACCAGUGCCGUGAAUUGUCUUACUCGUGGAUCGAAAAAGCGCGUACUAGUGCACGGGCCUGAAACUGGAUAUGAAUGAUAUGGAAUGAAUGCUGCACAUGGCUUUCCAUACAAGAUGGACUUCUAUGCCAAUGUUCUUCUAUACUACAAAUAUGUUGUGAUACUCACUUGUUUGCUUAUUAAUUAGGUACCUCCAGACAAUAUCUGUUUUGUAAAAUCUCUUUGAGAGGUGUUUUUUUUUUGUGUGUGUGUAUUUAUUUUGUUAACUUUUCACAGCUGACUUGCGUAAGAAUGGGUCUUUCGACGAUUCUGCCUAAAUAUUAGAGAUGGCUUUGAGCAGCAUGAUCCAAGGCUACUUUGCAUAUUUGUCUUUUUCUUUUUUUUUCUUCUUUUUUUUAAAUCUGUGGUUACUUAAUAACUUGACAAGUGAGCGUAUAAAAUGACUUUAUUCAUUAAGCGGAAGCCAAAGCACAUUAAAAUCCCUCCACAGUGCCCCCCAUGUCAAAAGCAAUGCAUGAUUUGUGAUUGUCCCGGGUCAUUAGUAUGUUUAUGCUAUAACACUAAUAUGAAAUUUCACCUUGUCGUCGGGAAGCAGCGGGCAGGUUAUGUACUGUAUAUAUUACAAGACUGGGUUGGCCCUGAUGGGGUUUGGUUAUUUAUUUAUUUCAUAUGUAUUUUCUUUUGUUGCAUCCCUGCUUCUCGAGUCGUAAUACUUACUAUGAAUUCUUUCCAGUUCAAGCAUUCGCAUCGUGAUUCCCCCCCGCCCACUUUUUUUUUGCGCAAAUUCUCCCGUGAGAUUUGCGUCGCAUCAAAUGACUCAGUUGUCCAUACUUGUGAAGUGCGUAUAUAUUUAUUUCCUCGUCAUUUGACUCGUGCGCGACCUAAUUUAUUAUCUGCCGUCAUCAACUUCAGACGUGUGUCACCGUAGACUGAGCAGCUGGUAGAUUGCAAACAAACUCCACUCCUUCCGUUUUGAGUCCCCUUAGUUUAGGCAACGAUCGCUAGGAUCCACCACGCUAGACUUUGCAUGUAUUGUUGCUAUGCAUUGAUUUCGCUUACGCGGUAGAUGAAGCGCUUUUGUAUUUUUUGAUACAUCAUGUACUUUUUUUACUUGUCCCUUUUAAUAAAAGUAAUUUUGUGAGUUUUAUGGGAA
Messenger RNA from Phycodurus eques (leafy seadragon), 4728 nucleotides. It is a transcript of the gene sinhcaf, whose product is annotated as SIN3-HDAC complex associated factor. The record is from RefSeq and is a predicted model, not a curated record. Bases 109 to 933 code for a protein of 274 amino acids. Lineage: Eukaryota; Metazoa; Chordata; Actinopteri; Syngnathiformes; Syngnathidae. The transcript has 6 exons. Gene Ontology annotation, biological process: negative regulation of cell migration.